AUGCGGUUAACAAUGUCUGUCUCCUUUGCAGCUACAUGUUUCAAUGGGUCACAGUUUCGUCCAUUGAUACGCUUGUUAGAAGCUAUGCCAAAGGAACUUGGUGCUAGCCUGCAUGAUAUGCUUAAUGUGAUCACAGACUUGAAAUUGUUAGUUUAUUAUGUUGAUAGAUCGGGGAUGGACCAGGGAUGGGUCGGAGAUGGUUCAGGGAAAAACCAAAAUCUAAAAGGGAUUGGAUUUGAUUCCCCGGAUCCGUCAGGGAGCCCCAUUUCUAUCCCUACCCAUGAUAUACUAACAUUCCAAGCUUCCACGAUAUCUUCAUAA
Messenger RNA from Lactuca saligna, 321 nucleotides. The record is from the annotation of a GenBank genome assembly. Lineage: Eukaryota; Viridiplantae; Streptophyta; Magnoliopsida; Asterales; Asteraceae.